Messenger RNA from Melampsora larici-populina 98AG31, 1197 nucleotides. RefSeq lists its product as uncharacterized. The transcript has 8 exons. The record is from RefSeq and is a predicted model, not a curated record. NCBI's taxonomy places the organism in Eukaryota, Fungi, Basidiomycota, Pucciniomycetes, Pucciniales, Melampsoraceae. The coding region runs from base 1 to 1197 and encodes 398 amino acids.
AUGUCAAUGGUCAUCACAACUUCAAUUGCUCCUCACUUCAGGCAAAUAAUCUUGGGCUGCUGGACGGCAUUUUUAUUAUGGAGGCAGUCAAACGCUUGGUUGGUGCGACGCGGUCGAUUUGGAAUACUCUUGCCCAACACGCGAAUGUUGUACAGUUACUGCAUCAUCUUGGAGGCUAUCGCUGCCUUUAUUGCACUUGACGGCGUGAACAUCGCUCUGGUAAAAGACAGGACAAACCUCCACGUCAUGAGACUGACAAUCCUAGGGCUAAAAUGGAUCCCCCUAUGGUGGUCAGGAUGCUCUCAUUGUAGGAUCUUCGUUUGGGGCACGAUGUCAAGCGUACUUUUGAAAAAAGGAAUGAAUCUAGGAGAAUCUGAUCAAUCCAACGGUCAAUUUUGGGGGAGCGUCUGGGCGAUCAAUAUACUCUCAAUCUCUCUGCCAGUGAUCAUUGCUAUAAUCGAGACAGCCGUAUUUAUAGCAAGCUCUAUCGCAUUCUAUAACGCUUCUCGAGGUCUUUCGAACGUGAUGCAAGAUCUCGCAGAGCUGAUUCCUACUUUCCAAGCCAACGCGUCUAUCAAAACAAUGGAAACGCUGACGACUGCAUUGAGGCAAUUAGAUAAAUCAACCCGUCUCAGGGACCAAGCUCGCACGCACUUUAUCUCGGGCUACAGGAUUUGGGCUUUCAUAACUAUCCUCCUCAACGUGGUGUUCACACCUUUCGCGGUCGUACAAGUCCGCUUCCUCCAAAAAGCUAUCAAGAUGUCGAAAGCGGAGCCCGCGCUCAAAUCAGACUUCCGAAACAAAAUAGAAGCUUACAGUCCACGGGUUUCUGGAGCAUCUUAUAGUUCUGGAAAGCCGAUCUUGAUUCCCAAUCCGACGAAUUCAAACAGGAAACCCGAUCACACUGCACAAUUUAGAUCUAUCAUACUCAUGAUCAUCCUCAUCUAUAUGACUACCAUGUUUUACGCCAUAAUCACCUUUUUCAUUGUCAUAUCACCAGUCACUUCAGCCAAUAGAGACGUAUUCCUCAUCAUCUGUUUGCUUAGUGGAGAUAGCGUUGGGGCUGUCCUUGGGAAUGUAAUCAUUAUUCCUUUCUUUGUUCAAGCUUGGAGAGUUAGCCCGGUAGAAAACAAAUCUAAACCUGAGACCUCGUCAAAGUCUCUUAAGGGGUUAUCGGAACUGAAUACACUUGUCUGA